GAAGAAAAACAAAAACAUGGACGUCACGUUUUUCCCAUGUCCAUGCGAUAAACACGUCGCAUAUUCUUUUUCAAAUGAAGCUUACAUCACGUAUUAAUACCUGCUGUGCUCAGUGGCAGUUAUAAACGUCGAAUCAGGGUUUAGGCUUUUAGAAAAUACACACACAAAAAUGCGACGUCUGGGGUCCGUGCAGCAGAAGAUACCGUGUGUGUUUGUGACCGACGUGAGGGAGGAACAGUCCAGAAAACGAGAUUGUCAGCAAUUUCAGGUUGUUGCCACCGAUCAUGUGAACCCUGUGGCUCUGGAGGCUAACAUAGACUGUGCCCUUGCCACAGAAAAACUGGAUGGCACCUGCUGUUACGUAACACUUUAUAAAGGCCAGCCUUACCUCUGGGCUCGACUUGACAGGAAACCCAACAAGCAGGCAGAGAAGAGGUUUAAGAAGCACCAGCACUCUCUCAGGAGCUGUAAAGGAUUUGUGUGGAAUGUAGAGGAAGAUUUUAAAUCGGUGCCAGAGAUGUGGAUCCCAGCUCACAGAGUCAAAUAUCACAACGGCCAUCCACUGCCGGACGAACAUGGACAUAUCCCAGGCUGGGUUCCAGUGGAGAAGGACAACAAGCAGUACUGCUGGCACUCCUCUGUGGUGGAUUACGAAGUCGGUGCCGCUCUUGUUCUGAGGCCUGGCUCCGAGGAUGAAGACAUGUUAGAAAUCACAGCAGUCCCACUGGCAGAGCUCCAGGAACAAACACUGGAGCUCAUCGGAACCAACGUCAAUGGAAACCCUUAUGGACUGGGCAGUAAGAAGCGGCCUGUCCACUGCCUGGUGUCACAUGGAAGUGUGCGGAUCAGAAACCCACCACUCGUGGACUUCCUGCAGCUGUGCUCCUGGUUCCAGGAGAGUCCAGAGGGUCGAGUCGAGGGCAUCGUCUGGCACUGCAACGACGGGACUCUCGUCAAGGUUCAUCGUCAUCACCUGGGACUGAGGUGGCCGGAUGGAGACACCUGCCUCGGUAAGAGGCCGGUGGUCAUACAAGUUGAUGGGACAGCGGAUGCUUACAACAACAGCACGGACUUGUUCACGUCCUUUUUCACACUUAAGGGACACGUCUUCAGGCGGCUUCAGGACAUUCAGUUUGAGCCGUGACCUUGGCCAAAGCAGAUGACGUUCCUGUUCCUGAAGCUCCAGCUGUAGCCCCGUACGGAUCCGUCACUGUUCCACCUGUUUCCACCAGUAAUUCCAGUUUAUCGCUCUUAAUUUAUUCCAUGAAAUCCAGUGAAGUACGGCUGCAACUAUUUGAAGCGUAACUAGCUGAAAGUCUUAACCAGUGGGCUUUACGAACAACGCUUUUAGACAACAAGAAUCUUCACAGUUCCUUGAACUGCUGGAGAAAGUUCCUGCUUUUAGUUUGUUGUGUCUGCACUUAGGAUCCGAAAACUGGUCGGUUUUCAGCGUUUUCCCUUCUAUUUUUAGGGGGCACCCUGCUGCCCUUACGUUAUUUAUCUUAUUUACACGACAUGUCAUUUCUGUCUGCAUGAUCACAUGCUUACAUUUCUCCUCUGCCUUGUGUCAUGCACGGUGGAGUUCACCGACAAAGCUGUAGACUUAGGGGAAACACUGGUUUUAGGAUGUGUCGAAGCUCCUACAGUGAGGAGGAGUUUUUCCCCGACGAGAGAAACCUUGAGUGAUGUGAAUGAUUACUGGUAAAACAAUAGCCAUGUAUAUAACCGUUAGCUUUUAAGCAACACAAAACGAUCAGAAACAUUAAUGACUUUAAGCCUACUACUACUUUAGCAUUCCUAUUGACAAGAUGAGUACAGAGCAGGAACUUCCCAGUUGGUAGUUCCCCUCAAUUCAGAGAACCUCCAGAACGGUUUGGUCUGAAAAUGUCUAAUGAGUGAGCAGUCACUGUAGUGAAGGGCUUGAACCCUGUAGCACUGAGUGUUUUAAAGACUGAAGACUCUUGUUCUGCAGAGAUGUGUACAGCUUUAAUGUAAAACUGACUGACCAACAUGACAUUAUUGUCAACUUAAAUCAUUAAACGUGAUCUAUUUAUUCACUGUA
Messenger RNA from Mugil cephalus (flathead mullet), 2062 nucleotides. It is a transcript of the gene rlig1, whose product is annotated as chromosome 10 C12orf29 homolog. The record is from RefSeq and is a predicted model, not a curated record. Gene Ontology annotation, biological process: response to reactive oxygen species. The transcript has 7 exons. Bases 170 to 1144 code for a protein of 324 amino acids. Gene Ontology annotation, molecular function: RNA ligase (ATP) activity. Lineage: Eukaryota; Metazoa; Chordata; Actinopteri; Mugiliformes; Mugilidae.